Rhodotorula graminis WP1 is the source of this 1017-nucleotide messenger RNA. RefSeq lists its product as uncharacterized. The transcript is spliced from 4 exons. NCBI's taxonomy places the organism in Eukaryota, Fungi, Basidiomycota, Microbotryomycetes, Sporidiobolales, Sporidiobolaceae. Gene Ontology annotation, molecular function: adenosine kinase activity. Bases 1 to 1017 code for a protein of 338 amino acids. Gene Ontology annotation, biological process: purine ribonucleoside salvage. Gene Ontology annotation, cellular component: cytosol; nucleus. The record is from RefSeq and is a predicted model, not a curated record.
AUGGGCAACCCGCUCCUCGACAUGCAGGUCGUCAACAAGCCCGAGCUCCUCGACAAGUACGGCCUCAAGCCCAACGACGCCAUCCUCGCCGAGGGCAAGCAGGCCGACAUCUACGACGACCUCCAGGCCAACUACCAGGUCGAGUACGUCGCCGGCGGCGCCGCCCAGAACGCCGCCCGCGGCGCCCAGUACGUCCUCCCCGAGGGCUCGACCGCCUACCUCGGCGCCGUCGGCAGCGACAAGCUCGCCGACCAGCUCCGCGCCGCCAACGACAAGGAGGGCCUCCACUCGGCCUACCAGGUCGUCGACGACAAGCCCACGGGCGCCUGCGCCGUCAUCAUCACCGGCCACGACCGCUCGCUCUGCACGACCCUCGGCGCCGCCGAGUCGUUCUCGCCGUCGCACCUCGACAAGCCCGAGAUCAAGGGCCUGAUCGAGCGCGCCCAGAACUUCUACCUCGGCGGCUUCUUCCUCACCCACGGCCUCGAGAGCGCCCUCGUCCUCGCCAAGCACGCCGCCGAGAAGAACAAGCCGUUCGCCAUGAACCUGUCGGCGCCGUUCAUCCCGCAGUUCUUCAAGUCGCAGGUCGACGAGAUCCUGCCCUACGUCGACGUCCUCAUCGGCAACGAGUCCGAGGCCGAGGCGUACGCCGCCAGCCACGAGUGGGACACCAAGGACAUCCCGACCAUCGCCCAGAAGCUCGCCGCGCUCCCCAAGAAGAACGAGUCGACGGCCCGCAUCGUCGUCAUCACGCAGGGCGCGUCGUCGACCGUCGCCGCGUCGACCUCGUCGUCGCUCGUGCCCUCGGGCCUCCAGACGUACCCGGUCGAGGCCCUCGCGUCGGACAAGAUUGUCGACACGAACGGCGCCGGCGACGCGUUCGCGGGCGGGUUCCUCGGCGCGCGCGCGCUCGGCAAGAGCGUCGACGAGGCCGUCGAGGCCGGCCACAAGAUGGGCCAGAUGAACGUCCAGCUGUCGGGCCCGACCUUCAAGUUCCCCAAGGUCCAGAUCCUCUGA